Molecule: messenger RNA, 3679 nt
Organism: Xiphophorus maculatus (southern platyfish)
Lineage: Eukaryota; Metazoa; Chordata; Actinopteri; Cyprinodontiformes; Poeciliidae
Exons: 7
Coding region: 429-1208 (259 amino acids)
Source: RefSeq, a predicted model, not a curated record
CCUGCUGGACUCCUGUGAAUAUUUAAUAAUAUCUUCCAACAGGAGAUCGCCCAGAGUUGAGCAGUUUUAAGGCUGGGGUGUUAAUCUCAAGUUAGCAGGCCCUAAUUUAGAUCAACAAAAUAAAUGGUUAUAUAAUCCCCGCACAAAGUUAUCAGUAAAUCCGAUUUAAUAUUUUAUUUUUUAUGACUCAUGUAUUUCUUGAAAAUAAAUACACUUCCCCAACUUCAAAAGUGGAUUCUUUACUGUCUAAAAAAUUACGAAUAGGACAGUGUGACAUGUCAACAAGUGGGUGCAAACUGAGGAGGAAGUGAAUUCACCUGGAGGAAGGUUCAGCAAACGGAUUUUAAUCAAAACGUAGGGUACGAAACGACCAAACAACCCCACAAAAGUUACGAAGUGGCGUUACCAAAGAUGGCGGCAGGGGAAUAAUGGACAGCAGUAGAAAUGUUCUCUCCCACCACCUCCACCCAUGCUUGCUUUCAACGCAGAGAAACAUCUGGCCUCAGAACUGCUUCUUUACCCGAAGACGUGGUGUACGAAAUGACCACAUAUGCAAAGUUCCGAAAUGGCGACGAAAUGAGUUCAUCUCCUUGGACGUAAAAGCGGCGGCGGACGCUGCUCCGUGUUUUGUGAUCGUUUGGUCGCUAGAUGGCGCAAGUGUCCCAGCUUCCUUGGGAUUAGCGGCAGAUUGCAGCUUGCAUCCCUUUUGCGUUACAUCAUCAAGUGGCUUCAAAGCUGCAAACCAUGAAAUGGCAUUCAAAGGCAAAGCGGUCGACUCAAAGACCGUGCUGCUCAAUCUGCUGCUGUGCCUGCUCAUAUUUUACUCCCUUUUCUACAUGAUCGGGAGUGUGUGCUUCGGUGCUUUCAGGUUGGAUCAGUUUGACGGGCUGAUUCCAUUCGAUUUUAAAACUGAACCUGCUGAGUCUAACUCCAAAUACCUGGUCAACCUCCUCUCCUUGGAGCUGACCUACUUUUGUAGUGGCAUACUGUUUGCUGCAGUGGUGAAGAGGCGGGUUUGGGACUACGCCCUCACUGUCACACUUCUUCAUGUCAUGAUCACCAGCCUGGUGAUGUUGGAGUUUCCUACAGUUUGGCAGUGGUGGCUGGCUUUAGUUAGCGGCUUGUUUUUGAUGAUUUGCAAUGGUCAGCUGAUUGCUUACUUCACAUGUCAGAGUGAGCAGAGCUACGCCACCUUCAGCUACUACUGACAAGCUGGAAAGGCAAAAAAUUAGGAUAACAUCAGCUCAUUUAAAUUAUUCUGUUAAAAAGGUUAAACUUGUGUUUAUAUACAUUUACUACACACAGAGUGAUCUAUUUCAAGCUUUUAUUACUGUUAAUUUUGAUGAUUAUGUUUUACAGUUAAUAAAAGCCCCAAAUUCUGUCUCUUAGAAAAUUCAAAUAUUACAUAAAACCAGUGAAAUUGAUUGUUAAAAUGUAAAAGACUGCUAGCAGAUCCUCCAGUUUGGGGUAAGUCAACAAAGGUCAUUGUUAGAGAAGCUGACUCCUGACAGACUGCUGUAUCCAAGCAUAUCAAUGGAAAGUUUAGUGGAAAGAAAAUAGUAAUACUAGAAAAGUAGGAAAAGGGGUGAUUACAGUGAAGUCAAGUGUUUAGUGGGAGAUUUACAAGACUUGGACAGUAGUUGAAUUCAGAGCUUCAUGAUCUUCCACUGACAGAAUAUGGGCUACAACUGUCCUGUUCUCAUGUUUAGUCACCCCCAAACCAGAAACAACAAAAACCUCCAAACUGGGCAAAAGAGAAAACCCACUGGUCUCAGCAUGGACUGGUUACUGGUAUUAAAGCUUCAGCUGGUAACUUUUAUUAAGAAAAUAUGUUUUUUUUUUUUUUACAUAUUUGUUGAAACUGUCACCAUGUUGUGACUGUAUAAUAUGAGACUGAUAAUCUGUGAAAAGAUCAAGCUCCUCUGCCUCCUCCCAGUGGUCCUACUGUUACCUGCAGAAAUUCUCAGCUCAGUCAGAAACAACCAAUCAGAACUAAGAGGAGGGGCUUAGCACUUUCAGUCAUGCUUGUGUAUGCGCUGCUCACACUUUCCUCCACUGCCAUGUAUGCUCGGGCUAGUUAGCUUAGCCACAUAUGAUGGAUAAACAGUUCCCUGAAACAGUAAGUUGUUUCUCUGCCAUUAGCACAUUGAGCAGUGCGUACAUAAGGGUGAUUGACAUUGCUAAGACCCUCCUCUGGGCUCUGAUUGGUUGUUUUUGACUGAGCUGUGACUUUCAGAUAGCAGUACGAUCACUGGGAGGAGGCAGAGGAGCUUGAUUGACAAUCUGAAAUUCACAGCUCAGUCAAAAACAAUCAGGGAAACAACAAACAACUUGCUGUUUCAGAAAACUGUUUAUCUGUCAUCUGUGGCUAAGCUAACUAGCCCAAGCAUUCACGGCAGUGGAGGAACGUGUGAGCAGCGCAUACACAAGCAUGACUGAAAGUGCUAAGCCCCUCCUCUUAGCUCUAAUUGGUUGUUUCUGAUUGGAGUAGAGGAUUUAUGUAGAUGGCAGUAAGACCACAGUGAGAAGGCAGAGGGGCAAACAUUUUUUCACAGAUUAUCUGUCUCAUACUGUCACAACAGAGACAGUUUUAACAAAUAUGUAAAAAAAAAAAAAUAAUUUUUAAAUAAAAGUUAUCAACUGCAGCUUUAAGGUUUACCAAGGCUUUAAACAGUUACAGUUUCAAAACCGCCAAAGCUUUCCAUCAUACUAUUCUCAUUGGUUAUGGUUCUUUCAGUGAGAUGCCAGAGAAAGUAGUGGAGUGAUGGGAUUUCUCUCUGGCUUUAGGGGUCACAGAAGAACAGAGUGCGCCCCUCCCCUACAUGUUGCUACACACUACCAGUUAGCAGCCUAAAAAAGGUUGAUUUGUUUUCCUUCACUGACAAGAAAUACAAAUCUGGCUAUUUGGAAAUGUUUCUGCUGUGAUAAACACAGACAAUCAUGGUGAGGGUUCCUUUUGCUUGACUUAUUUCAUGGAGGCGACCAGUCUCUGCUUUUGUGUUAAUAGUUUCCUUUCUGUCACUCGUAUCCAUUUUAUGGAUUUCAUGUCUCAUAUUUGCCUUUUUUUACAGCGAGCCGUUGAUUCUCUGUGACAGUGGUGCCUAAGUCCAGUCCUCGAGAUCUACCGUCCUAAAACGUUUAGAUUCCUCUCUUCUCCAGCACACAUGAAUCAAAUGCCUCGAUAACAGGCACCUGUAGAGCUAAAAGAUACUGACAAGCCAUUUGAUUCAAGCGUGUUGAAAAGAAGGGAUCUACAAGUUAUGUACUUUUUCAAAAAAUUCAUUAUUUCUGGAGCUGCUAAAAUAUUGUAGUUAAUUUUUAUUAUUUUAAUACUGUUGGUUGUAUAAUUUAAGAAAAAUAUGUUACCAUAACCGUCCAUGUUUCUUGCAACCAAGCAGACUGUCUUCCUUGUAGGGAGGGAAAGCCUUUCUGAGGCAGCUAACUAGCAGUGUGCAGAAACAUGUAGGGGAGGGGAGCACUGUGUUGUUUCCUUAUAACCAGAGAACAGUCCAGUCACUGCAGCGGUUUCUCUUGAAUCUCAAUAAAAGGACUUAAACAUGGAGAAAAGUUUGACUGAAAAUGUUCGCAGUUCUGACACUGUAACUGUGAAAAACCUUUGGAACAACUUGAUACCGGUAACUGGGCCAUGUCUAGUCCGGUUCUCGUUCUAUUAGCCCAG